Molecule: messenger RNA, 306 nt
Organism: Colletotrichum higginsianum IMI 349063
Lineage: Eukaryota; Fungi; Ascomycota; Sordariomycetes; Glomerellales; Glomerellaceae
Exons: 2
Coding region: 1-306 (101 amino acids)
Source: RefSeq, a predicted model, not a curated record
AUGUCACCGGCACAAGACCAAUACUACGUGAUCCCCAAUAUCAACGCCAUGGACCCUAACGCCAGAGAAUUCGACCUUGCCUCGCAGGGUUGGAUCCAAGCCACCAUCAUCGAGGACGAUGAUCUCAUGUUCGGUGGCAAGUCCUUGAGCACCUGGUACGAGGAGGAGAGAAGACGUCUCAGCAAUGGGUCAUCAGACGAGGAGGAGCACCGCGGUCGCCAACGGGUUCGCAAGCACCACUCGUCACACAAACAUCAUCACCAUCAAACGGAGCAGCACUCUGCGAGCUCCGACAAGAAGCACUGA